Messenger RNA from Williopsis jadinii, 1212 nucleotides. It is a transcript of the gene ECM33, whose product is annotated as Ecm33p. NCBI's taxonomy places the organism in Eukaryota, Fungi, Ascomycota, Saccharomycetes, Phaffomycetales, Wickerhamomycetaceae. The record is from RefSeq and is a predicted model, not a curated record. Gene Ontology annotation, biological process: fungal-type cell wall organization. The transcript has a single exon. The annotation marks the transcript as partial. Gene Ontology annotation, cellular component: fungal-type cell wall; plasma membrane.
AGUGCUUCUGCUGCUACAGCAUCCACCUCUAUCUCUAUCGCAUCUGGUGGUUCCUUCACUGAGACCGCCACUGCUACUGCUCAAUCUGACUUGGAUGACUUGAACUCUUGUGUUGCUAUUAAGGGUGACGUUUACAUCACCGGUUCAUUGGGUUCUGCUGCUUUGGACAAUGUUCAAGCCAUUUACGGUUCUUUGACCAUUGACAACGCUACUUCUUUGGCUUCUUUCUCUGCUGGUUCCCUUGGUGCUAUCACUGAACAAUUCAACUUGCAAAGUUUGACCAUCUUGUCCACUUUGAACUUGCCAGCUUUGUCCACUGUCGGUUCCGUCAACUUUGUUACAUUGCCAGCUUUGUCCAGCAUUAACUUGAACACUGGUGUUACCCAAGUUAACUCCUUGUAUAUCUCUGAUACUUCUUUGGAAACAUUGGAUGGUUUCGACAUCACCUCUUUGGACACAUUCAACGUGAACAACAACAAGAACUUGGCAUCCAUUGACUCUCAAUUGCAAAACGUCAAGGUUGCCUUGGAGGUUUCCUACAACUCUGAGAACGUCGAAGUCACCUUUGACGAGUUGGAGUGGGCUAACAACAUUACUUUCCGUGAUGUUGCUUCUGUCUCUUUGGCUAAGUUGUCCUCUGUCAACGCUUCUUUGGGUUUCAUUAACAACAGUAUCACCGAGAUUGACCUUGCCACUUUGUCCACUAUUGGUGGUUCUUUGUCCAUCGUCUCUAACGAUGAGUUGGAGUCUCUUGAUUUCACCAACUUGACUUCCAUUGGUGGUGGUUUCGUUAUCUCUAACAACUCUGCUUUGAACAACAUCUCUGGUUUCGACUCUUUGGAGACUGUUGGUGGUGCUGUUAUCUUCCAAGGUAACUUCACCAACGCUUCUUUGCCAUCUUUGAGAAGAGUCUCUGGUGGUUUCACUGUUGAGUCUGAAGGUGAACUUGACUGUGAUGAAUUCAACAGCUUGAACAGCAAAGGUGUCAUCCAAGGUGACUCCUAUGUCUGCUCUGCUGCUUCCACUUCUACCUCCAUCCAAGUUUCUUCCACUGCUUCUGGCGAUGACUCUACUUCUUCAACUACUCACUCAUCCUCCGCUACCGCUUCUAACAGUGCUUCCUCCUCCUCCUCUAAGGCUGGUGCUGGCUCUGUCACCGUCGGUGCUUCCUUCUUGACCGCAUUUGCUGGUUUCAUGUUGGCUCUUUUGUAA